This is a messenger RNA of Phytophthora infestans T30-4, 1707 nucleotides long. Its product is annotated as Folate-Biopterin Transporter (FBT) Family. Bases 1 to 1707 code for a protein of 568 amino acids. Lineage: Eukaryota; Oomycota; Peronosporomycetes; Peronosporales; Peronosporaceae. The record is from RefSeq and is a predicted model, not a curated record. The transcript has a single exon.
AUGGCCCCGACCCCCACUGGCCAGAAUGUGCACGACUUGCAGCGCCUUUCAGUCAUAAGCAUCACUAAGGAGAGUGUUACUAAGGAUUCCACUACAAGCUACGCUGGUAUCAAAACACCCCAUGACGCCCCAGAAUUGCUUGAGGAUGGUGCUCUUCGUCCGGGUGGUAUGCCCAACCUGUUGAGUCGGGACCACAUCGGUCUGAUCUUCCAGUACGCAGCUGUCGGUGUCGUUUACGGUAUGCUUCCAGAAACGAUAUACCCGUUCAUGCAACAGUACCUCAACUGUAGUGGUGCUCAGGUCGCUGCCGCCAAGGAGCUUGUCAUCCUACCGUGGAGCUUCAAGGUGUUCUACGGUAUCAUAUCAGACUGCUUCCCCGUUUUCGGUUACCGUCGUCGUCCGUACAUGGUGAUCGGCUGGACCGUUUGCAUUGGAAUGCUGUUGCUCAUGGCUAUCAUGCCCAUUGGCCAGCCGUACUACACUGUCGCAUCUGACCGCAAAGUCAACGUGGCUGACUACACUCCCGAGAUCGAGGCCCGUCUCAACCAUAGUGCACCUGGUGAAGGCGCCAAGUACGUCGUCAUCAUGUUCUUUGCUGCGUUCGGCUAUGUGCUGUCCGACGUGUGCUCCGAUAGUAUCGUGUGCGAGCUCGCCCAACAGGAGCCGAUGGCUAAGCGUGGAAAGACGCAGUCGGCUAUCUACACGGUGCGUACGACUCUGGUGAUUUUCGGUGAGCUACUCGUCGGCUUCUGCUUUAACGGUGAGGACUACGGUGGCGACUUCGACUUCUCGCUGAGCUUCCCGCAGCUUAUGAUCAUUAUGGUGGCGCUCACGGCUCCUGCGAUCCCUCUUACCUGGUACUUUAUCAAGGAAGAGAAGGCCGAGCGUCUGGACUUUCGCAAGUACAUUAAGGAAUUCUGGGACUUGCUCUGCAAGCGUGUGGUGUACCAGGUCAUCGCCCACCACUUCUUCGCCGGUAUCUUUUCCGGUAUUUCGUACACGGCCAGUUCUCCAGUGCAGUCGUACAUGGUAGGUGUUACCCCUAUCAACAACAUGUUGAACGACGUCCUCGGUCACUUGUGCUUCAUGAUCGGUAUCAUUGUCACAUCCAAGUACGGUCUCCACUGGGACUGGCGAUACAUGAUCGUUGCGACGGGUAUUGUCGUGAUUAUUGUUGACUGCUCGGUUGCUCUCAUCACGGUGUGGGAUAUCUUCCGCAAUCAGUGGUUCUGGCUUGGCCCUCCUAUUGCUGUGCAGAUUCCCAGCGGUGUUGCUUGGAUCAUUGCACUAUUUGUGACGGUCGAGAUCGCCGGUGUUGGUAACGAAGGUGCUGUAUACGGUCUCAUGACGACGGUCGGUAACCUCGCCACGCCGUUCGCUACGACGCUGACUCUUCUUAUUAACGGCCCAUUCGACAUCACGAACGCCCGAGUGCAGACUGACGACCACUCGGUUCGCGUGGAUAUCACGUACACGGUCAUCAUCUCAUACGUCAUGAAGGUUUUGUCGUGGGCGUUCCUGGUUCUGCUUCCGCGUCAGAAGAAGGAGACCCAGGAGCUGGCUCUUAACGGUGGCUCCAACAAACUCCUCGGUGGCCUUACUGUGGCCUACCUGUCGUUCGCGUUAGUGUGGUCUUUGAUGGCCAACACCUUGGCCAUCUUCGAUAGCACUUCGUGUUUACUGAUUGCCGGUGGCAAGGGCUGCUAA